This is a messenger RNA of Trichomonas vaginalis G3, 393 nucleotides long. Its product is annotated as organellar and viral DNA polymerase type B. The transcript has a single exon. Lineage: Eukaryota; Parabasalia; Trichomonadida; Trichomonadidae. The record is from RefSeq and is a predicted model, not a curated record. The coding region runs from base 1 to 393 and encodes 130 amino acids.
AUGUUCGAGAUGAAGAAAACCAUUGACGCCUUGGUCAUACUUGCAGGUAAGGUUUCAGAAUAUAACGCAAAAAUGAACCCGCAAUGUUCAAAAUGUAAAGCAGCAAUGAGGAAAUAUAACUACUCCGUCAAAGAGAUAGAACGUAUGCGAAACGACUAUGCAGAUUUAAAGAAAGAAGCAGAAAAACCAGCAGAAGAUAAAAUGAACAUGUUAGAAUUUCUGAACAAAAACUAUCCAACCGCUAACGAUUUCCUUCUUUCAGAUGUCAAGAAGAAGUAUAAAGAAACUUUCGGUAUCGUUAAAACUUUUGACAUACUGACAGAAGAAAUAGAAGCUACGAAAUUGUUUAGAGUCAUGAACCAUCGCAACAUAUACCAUGUAAAACGCUUGUAA